AUGGCCUGGACCAAGUACCAGCUGUUCCUGGCCGGGCUCAUGCUCGUCACCGGCUCCAUCAACACGCUCUCGGCAAAGUGGGCGGACAACUUCGUGGCCCCAGGCUGUGGAGGGAGCCAGGAACACAGCUUUCAGCACCCCUUCCUCCAGGCAGUGGGCAUGUUCCUGGGAGAGUUCUCCUGCCUGGCUGCCUUCUACCUCCUCCGGUGCAGAGCUGCGCGGCACCCAGACACCAGCGCAGAUCCCCAGCAGCCCUUCAACCCUCUCCUUUUCCUGCCCCCAGCCCUCUGCGACAUGACAGGGACCAGCAUCAUGUAUGUGGCCCUGAACAUGACCAGUGCCUCCAGCUUCCAGAUGCUGCGGGGAGCCGUGAUCAUCUUCACAGGCCUGUUCUCGGUGGCGUUCCUGGGACGGAGGCUGGCGCUGAGCCAGUGGCUGGGCAUCCUCGCGACCAUCGCCGGGUUGGUGGUGGUGGGCCUGGCCGACCUCCUGAGCAAGCAUGACAGCCAGCACAAGCUCAGCGAAGUGAUCACAGGGGAUCUGUUGAUCAUCAUGGCCCAGAUCAUCGUCUCCAUCCAGAUGGUGCUGGAGGAGAAGUUUGUCUACAAGCACAACGUGCACCCACUGCGGGCAGUCGGCACAGAGGGCCUCUUUGGCUUCGUGAUCCUCUCCUUGCUGCUGAUACCCAUGUACUACAUCCCCGCCGGCUCCUUCAGCGGAAACCCUCGAGGUACCCUGGAGGACGCGCUGGACGCCUUCUGCCAGGUGGGCCGACAGCCUCUCAUCGCACUGGCACUGCUGGGCAACAUCAGCAGCAUCGCCUUCUUCAACUUCGCGGGCAUCAGCGUCACCAAGGAGCUGAGCGCCACCACCCGCAUGGUGCUGGACAGCCUGCGCACCGUUGUCAUCUGGGCGCUGAGCCUGGCGCUGGGCUGGGAGGCCUUCCACCCGCUGCAGAUCCUUGGCUUCCUCAUCCUCCUGGCGGGCACCGCCCUCUACAAUGGGCUGCACCGCCCACUGCUGGCCCGCCUGUCCAGGGGCCGGCCCCCGGCCGAGGAAGGCGAGCGUGAAAGGCUGCUGGGGGGCUCUCGGACUGCCAUCAACAAUGCCAGCUGA
This is a messenger RNA of Rangifer tarandus platyrhynchus (Svalbard reindeer), 1116 nucleotides long. Lineage: Eukaryota; Metazoa; Chordata; Mammalia; Artiodactyla; Cervidae. The record is from the annotation of a GenBank genome assembly.